Molecule: messenger RNA, 1621 nt
Organism: Botrytis byssoidea
Lineage: Eukaryota; Fungi; Ascomycota; Leotiomycetes; Helotiales; Sclerotiniaceae
Exons: 3
Coding region: 564-1433 (289 amino acids)
Molecular function (GO): oxidoreductase activity, acting on the CH-OH group of donors, NAD or NADP as acceptor
Source: RefSeq, a predicted model, not a curated record
AGGUAUAUUUUUCAUAUUAUACAUGAACUGAAGGUUCCAGAUGACAGAACCGCGGCACAAUCGUUGAUUCGCUAAUGACGACGACGUAUUCAUUUCGAUUAAUAGGCUUGGCAACUGCUUCGUUGCAGAAUUUUAACUUAAAUUUUUCUGAGGAUUUUUCUAAGUCUUACCGACUAGAUAGUUUCCAGAUGAAAAGGUUUAUUUUCGAUAGAGUUUGUGGACGUAAUGGUCAAAACCCCGGCUAAUCGACAGGUUGACAUGCUCUGUACGGUGUACCAUCUGUACAAUGCAAGAUCUUAUAUAUCAAACUCCAACAGUCACCUCCAAUGACCCCACAGUGAAGAGAGAUUUUGCCCAGGAGGCUUUGGGCUUUUCCUUCCCCGGGCGGAGACGAUUCCCAAAAUCUCACGAAUCCAGCGUGGGAUUGAUUAAAUUUGCCAUUCAUUGCCUCUUCACUAAUCUUUUGCUCCACCGUCAUGUGUCAUGGGCAUGUUACCCAUAGUAUGGGUCCUAUACAUUGAUUCUGAGUACCCAAGAUAUUUUUUAGUGAUCCAAUAUUCAAUAUGGCUUCCAACAACACCGGUCGAGUGCAUGAGGGCAAGGUUGCGAUUGUGACAGGUUCAGCACGAAGCAUUGGUGCUGGUAUUGCUAGAAACCUCGCAUCUAAGGGUGCCAACAUCCUAAUCAGCUAUCUAACCGAAGGAUCUGACAGCUCUGCUGCUGAGCUCGCAGAAGAGCUUACUAAGAAACAUGGAGUUGUUGCCGUGCCAUGUCGAUCUGACAUCUCUACACCUGAAGGCUGUGCAGCCAUCAUUGAGGCCUGUAACUCAAAGAUGCCUCCAAAUGCCAAAACCAACAAGCUACAAAUUGACAUCUUGAUCAACUGUGCUGCUAUUAUGAUUGGCAUUGGUCCUCUCGAAUCAGUUACGCACGCGGAUUUUAUCAAGUCGUACGAGACCAACGUGCUAGCUCCUAUUUUGCUUACAGGAGCAUGCAAGCCAUACCUACCAACAGAUCGAUCUGGAAGAAUUGUGAACGUCUCCAGUAUCGGACAAAAGGUCGGCACCCCAUACUUGACGCUUUACAAUGGAACGAAGGGUGCACUUGAGGCUAUGACAAGAACUUGGUCAAGAGAAUUGGCUGAGAAUGCUACCGUCAACACUAUCAACCCUGGUUCGGUACUCACAGAUAUGUUCCGUCAAUGUAGCGAUGAUGUGCUUGCAGCUCAAGCACAAUGGAGUCCGUUGAUCCCAUUGUCAGGUGUACGUGAGUGGGAUACCGAAGAAGUCAAGGCAGUUGGUAAGAAAUGGGGUGGUCGUCCAGCAUAUGUCGAAGAAAUCGCUGGCGUUGUCGGUAUGGUUUGUAGUCCAGAGAGUGCAUGGAUGACUGGUAGUGUUGUCAGCGCCAACGGUGGUCAAUGUUUCAGCACUUAAAUGUUUAGUAUCGUGUAAAUGUCAACUUUAUCCAGAAUACAUAUUAAUUCGUGUUGGCCAAAACGUUAGCGUUGAGUAAUUACUAAAUAACAGACAAGCUGGUCUUGAAAUUCGACUGGAUUUCAUAUACCUGAGCUAACCGCGAUCUUGAAUGUUGUACCUUUAAGAGCACCUUGCCUGGUUUUAAU